AUGCCCAAACGGUUAGUGACGGCGUGUGAAUACUGCCGAGUACGUAAAGUAAAGUGUGACAAGCAGAUUCCAUGUUCUACUUGUAAGAAAAGAGGCAAGCAAUGCUCGACCAGGCGUGUGGUGAAUUCAAAAGCUGAAGGGAAGCGAUCUCAUUUACACUAUGAUGUAGAGCUGUUGAAACUAAAACUUAAGCUGUUAGAUGAGCAGGCAAACUUUGUAGACACGGUGGUUCCAGCACCCAACACAAAGGAAGAUUUUGACUUUAUCAAUAUCUAUAAGGAUUAUACUAAAGUAUACAUCAAAGGUAGAGAGGGUCGGAAUUGUUUUGGACCAUUGAGCUGGACUACUUUGAUGAAUAGUGAUAAUGCUCUACGCUCAUCUUGGAACUACAUUGAAGAUCACAAGAUGACAGAGUUGUUUGGCAAACUUGAACUGGGGUCAACAGACUCAGUGAAAGACUUUGAUACUGACCAUCAACGUUUGGCUGGAUUGGUAGUUCCUUCUUCGCCUGUUUUUGAUUCAACCAUUCGAUUGGAUUCGAAGUUAUUGUCCGUUUUAGCGAAUCAGAAAGUCAUAUGGACAUUAAUUAGGAGGUUCUUUAGGGUUGUGUAUCCAUAUGUGCCGUUCAUUGACGAGAGAGACUUUCGUGGUGAAAUCAGCAGGUUGAUUGAUGAUGAGAAUUUUGAGGUGGUACCUGUCGUCGAAUUGAAUAUCAGAGGACAUUUGGAUUUCGCUACACUUGGAAUUUUACUUGUGAUACUAAGGUUGAGCUACCUAUCCUACUUCUCCAAUGACUUGAGUCACAAUUUGCCGGACAAUAUCAACACGAAUACAGUAAAGAACCGAGAACUCAAGUUCAUACUAGAAAACCCUAUCUCUAUGAGUUACAUCGUGUUGGCACAAUCUUGCCUUGACGAAUUCAAUAUUUUUAACAGAUCAAACGUGACAGUACUACAAUUGGCCCUACUAUUAAGAACAUACAGACACUUGGCUCCCGAAGAAGGAGAUGGUCCUGAUGGUGGGGACUCGAUAGUGUUGACCAGCACAUUGGUUAGUAUGGCUACAAAUCUCGGGCUCAAUAGAGAACCAGAUGAAUCAAUAACCUCGAAACGAGAGUGUAAUCUAUUCAGAAAGUUGGCAAUUCAUCUAAAAAAUCUUGAUACAACCGAAUGUGUCAGCUUCGGAACGCCUAGUGGGGUGGAUAGACGGUAUUUUGAUAUCAAAUGUCCCUUUUACGCACUUGACAACUCCAACUUAAUUGACACAGAAAAUGAAAGAGAAGUAAUAUCUGCGUACAUGAAUAGCGGGUUAAUUUACAAACAGUUAGAGGAGACUUACAAUUAUGCUAUAGAUCUUAGUAAGCCAGCAAAUGCCCGCUUAUUAGAUUUGAAAUUGAUUGAGCUAAAGGAUAUUUUAAUGAUGGAUGCCUUGGAGGUUAUGCCUCAAGACUACGCCAAUUCGUUUAAGGUUAAGCUGUUUUUGUUGGGAGAACAAUUAAUAUUGUCAAUUCAAUUUCUUUUGCAUAUCCACUACGAAAGACAAAGCAAUUAUGCCAAUAGCAAAGUCUACAUUAAGGAAACCCUCCGUACGAUAUCCUCGCUUCUACCUAUACUACAUUCGAUAGUAGAAAUCCAGACAGAUGGUAUGCAUAUCAUGUCAAUUGCCCCAAUUCUACAAACAGUGUUUGUCAAGGCAUUUGUAAUUGUUGUUUCGGUUUUGAUUAGAACAAAUGUUUCCAUUCAAAACGAAGUACGAGGCUAUUCUGAUAUGUUUAGUCUGCUAAUUAUGUUGUCGGUUGCGAUGAAAGACUGGUGUGUGGAACUUCUAGAAUUAUUUUCUAUAUUUAGCACCAGAUACUACUACUUUUGGCGUAUAUUGAGAGGUUGCCAUGGUCUACUCAAGCUAUGCUUUGCUAAGGAUUUCUACGAGCCUCUUAAAAAUGCUGCAGAUACGCAUGGUUUGCAUUUCAGCAAUUCAGAUAUACAUGAGAUUCUAUCAAUUUGUGGCCAUAAUCUGGAUGGUGAAAAUUCAACUCAGGACCUUUCAACAUCUAUAAUAAGUGCGGCUGGAAUUCCAAAUGUGUCUAGCAAGUAUAUUUCAGAUGUUGAUCUCAAUCGUUUUUGGGUAGUCUUGAAGAGCCAAUCAAAGUCCAACGCUACAAUGAAGCGAUUCCAGAACUUGACCAUAAGCGAACAGUCAGCGUCAGUUCCCGAAGAGGAACCGGAGGAAUAUGAUUUUUUCACUGAGUUUUACAAUGAUUUCUUACGGGAAACUGGAUAA
Molecule: messenger RNA, 2280 nt
Organism: Scheffersomyces stipitis CBS 6054
Lineage: Eukaryota; Fungi; Ascomycota; Pichiomycetes; Serinales; Debaryomycetaceae
Gene: FST7
Product: Fungal transcriptional regulatory protein
Exons: 1
Coding region: 1-2280 (759 amino acids)
Biological process (GO): positive regulation of transcription by RNA polymerase II; DNA-templated transcription
Cellular component (GO): nucleus
Molecular function (GO): DNA binding; zinc ion binding; DNA-binding transcription factor activity, RNA polymerase II-specific
Source: RefSeq, a predicted model, not a curated record